AUGGAAAGCGAUAACGAGCUAGAUAAUCUAAUUUCGGGUUAUGUAUCCGAAUUGAAGGCGAAGAAAGGUUUUAGCGAGCGAAAUAAAGAGACGCCACAAUCGUCCGAUGAACAGGAGUUUCCUGAUUGGGAAAGUGAUGGAGAGCAGCUGGGUCCUAUUGAAAUAAUGGAUCCUGCUAUGAUAAAACGAGAGUCUUCCGAAGAUGACUAUGGCAAUCCAGCAUCUGCAACCGACAGCGAAGCAGAACAAUUUUCAGAUGGUUCUAGUGAUGACGAAACGAAAGCUUUUUCGGAACACGAUCUGGAUGGCACAUUCAAUAACAGUGCCAAACGAAAACGAAAGACCUCGAAAAGCAGCUUGGAAAUCGAGAUAAAGCAGGAAAUAAAGGAUGAAGAGGAUGAGCCAGAAAGUGUCGUGAAAACCACAAAAAAGAAUUUACAAGAUGUAAAAAUGAAAGAUAAAAAAAAGAAGCGUCUGAAGAAAAAACCUUCAAAAGAGUUGAAAGUAGACCGCCCACGAACCAAAAUGGAAAAGGAGCUCAUGUCGCUUGUAUUUAGCGGAACUGCUGAUCUCGUUUCAACAAUGACGAAGCAGGAAAAUAAGAUUGCCAGGCAGAAGAAGCGAAAGCGGCCAGAUCCAAUCGUCGACGAAUCGGUUGCACCGAUGGCUUCUGCUCCAUCGAAAUCGCAACGGUCUGUCGCGUGGCAAGAUUCUGAUGACGAUGAUGAUGAGGAUGCCCAAAACACAAAGAAAAACAAGUUCGCCCGCCAAGAAAUUAAAGGACAGCUAACAAAUGAAAAGCGUCGAAGACAGUUCGAACAGAUUGUCGGUAAUCCGAAGUGGGCAGACUUGGAUCAAGUACAGGAACCCAACUCGGACGACGAAUUGCUCCAGAAUGUCGGUUAUGUUGUUAAGAAAGAUGAUUCGCUGUUUCUACCGAAGGGCGUGAUCCAGCUGAAGAUGCUUAAAAAUUUAAACCGCGAGACAAAAGGCGAAGGGGAAAUAACGGCCAUUAACUUUCAUCCCACGUCGAUGGUGGCAAUCAUGGCUGGCAAGAAGGGGUUGGUAUCUAUUGUCGCGGUCGAUGGCGUGCGUAACGAGAAGCUACACACGAUCUGGCUACCAAAAGUACGAAUUGCGUGCAGUACGUUGUCUCCCGAUGGUAACGAGGCCAUCUUUGGGAGCUAUAGAAAGUUUUAUCACGUUUACAAUCUUAUCAGCGGUCAGGGCCACACUCUGAAGAUUCCCGAAAAAGACACCUGGUUAAUGACAAACUUUUGUGUGUCUGCUUGCGGAAAGUAUCUUGCGUCGGCUGGCGAAUCAGGCGAGGUGCAUCUAAUGAGUGCGAAGUCGAAGGAGGUGUUGCGCACAAUUCAGCAGCGCUACACCUGCCAAGCACUUGCUUUCACGCCCGAUUCGCGUUAUUUGUUUAGCCACAGCAAUGACACCGAGGUAACUGUGUACAGCAUCGAAUCGAAGCGGAUUGUGAAUGUAUUCCAUGACGAAGGAUGCGUGAACGGAUCUUGCAUCGCGAUCUCUCCUAACGGCGAGCUGGUUGCGACUGGUAGCCGACAAGGUGUCGUGAACAUCUAUCCGCUAGAUGUGUUGCUAAUUCAAAAGCAACCGAUACCCCAGAAGACUAUCACUAAUCUGACAACCUAUAUUGAUUCUCUCACGUUUAAUCCAACAUCGGAGCUGUUGGGCAUCGCUUCGUCGACCGUGAAGAAUGCGGUAAAGCUGAUCCACAUCAAGAGCGGAACUGUGUUUCGAAAUUUUCCACUGCCGAAUUCCCAGCUUGGUAGCGUAACGAAGAUUUCCUUUUCUCCCUCCGGAGGUUACCUGGCUCUCGGGAAUAAGGAGAGCACUGUAUCGUUGUUUAGAGUUAAGCAUUACCCUAAUUAUUAA
This is a messenger RNA of Anopheles nili, 1905 nucleotides long. It is a transcript of the gene wcd, whose product is annotated as U3 small nucleolar RNA-associated protein 18 homolog. Gene Ontology annotation, biological process: rRNA processing. Gene Ontology annotation, cellular component: Pwp2p-containing subcomplex of 90S preribosome; small-subunit processome. The transcript has a single exon. NCBI's taxonomy places the organism in Eukaryota, Metazoa, Arthropoda, Insecta, Diptera, Culicidae. The coding region runs from base 1 to 1905 and encodes 634 amino acids. Gene Ontology annotation, molecular function: protein binding. The record is from RefSeq and is a predicted model, not a curated record.